Quercus lobata is the source of this 2839-nucleotide messenger RNA. RefSeq names its product receptor kinase 3 (gene RK3). NCBI's taxonomy places the organism in Eukaryota, Viridiplantae, Streptophyta, Magnoliopsida, Fagales, Fagaceae. The coding region runs from base 174 to 2717 and encodes 847 amino acids. Gene Ontology annotation, biological process: protein phosphorylation; recognition of pollen. Gene Ontology annotation, cellular component: plasma membrane. The record is from RefSeq and is a predicted model, not a curated record. The transcript has 7 exons. Gene Ontology annotation, molecular function: ATP binding; protein serine/threonine kinase activity.
AAUUGCUUUUUCAAAAGAAGGAACAGACAAGAAAGGCAAAGGUCAAUAUGUUCAGCUUUCUUUUCUAACUAUCCAACAAAACCAAAAGCCUUCAACAACAGCAACAACAUAGAAGAAACCAAAUACCACAUCCCAACCCAAAUGCUUUCACAGGAAAAUCCCCAGGCUGAACAAUGAGAGACAUCACUAAGCUCCAAUGUUUCACCAUUCUCUGCCUCACUUUCUUCCCCACCAGAGCCUUCUCUGUUGACACCUUAACUUCAACUCAAUCUCUCACAAACAACCACACCCUUGUCUCAUCUCCAGCACAGGUUUUUGAGCUGGGUUUCUUCACUCCUGACAAUUCAAGAUGGUACUUUGGAAUAUGGUACAAGAAAAUCCCAGUUAGAACUUUUGUUUGGGUUGCAAACAGAGACCAACCACUUUCAAACCCAUCAAACACCUUCAAGUUUGGUGACCAAGGAAGCAUCGUUGUUGUCAAUGAAUCUGGGUCCAUAUUUUGGUCCUCAAAUCAAACACAAGCUGUUCAUCCAGUUGUGCAGCUUUUAGAUUCAGGGAAUCUUGUAGUCAGAGAAGAGAGCAACACAGAUAAGUAUCUCUGGCAAAGCUUUGAUUAUCCUACGGACACUUUGUUAACAGGCAUGAAGCUAGGGUGGGACUUAGACGCCAAUAUGGAUCGGUACUUGACCUCAUGGAAUAACCCGAAUGACCCUUCAACUGGGGCAUAUUCUUUCAAGCUAGAUUUCCAUGGAUUCCCAGAAAUCUUUUUGUGGAACAAUCAAAAACGAGUAUAUAGAAGUGGGCCUUGGAAUGGGCUAAGGUUUAGUGGGGUGCCUGAAAUGGAGCCUCUGGAUGGUCUCAGUUUUGAGUUUGCUAAUGAUCAGCAUAAGGUAUAUUAUUCAUUUUCAGAAACAAAUGCGUCUCUGAUUUCUCGUUUGAUUAUGAAUUCAACCGGCUAUCUUCAACGAUUUGUGUGGAUUGAAAGUAGCCAAUUGUGGAAUUUAUUUUGGUAUGCUCCUAAAGAUCAAUGUGAUGACUAUAGUUCAUGUGGUCCGUAUGGAAUGUGUGACACAAAUGCGUCACCAGUAUGCAAGUGUGUGAAAGGUUUUGCACCAAAGAAUUUGCAAGCAUGGAAUUUGAGAGAUGGGUCUGAUGGGUGUUUGAGAAACACAUCAUUGGAUUGUGAGAAAGACAAAUUCUUGCCGUUGAACAAUAUGAAGUUGCCAGAUAGUACAACUGCUUUUGUGAACAAGUCCAUGAGUCUUACUGAGUGUCAGGAAAUGUGCUUGAAGAAUUGUUCUUGUACUGCUUAUGCUAACUAUCAGAUUACUGGUCAAGGAGUUGGUGGGUGUGUGAUUUGGACUGAUGAGCUUUUGGACAUGAGGGUAUAUGCAGAAGGCAGUGGCCAAGAUCUCUAUGUUCGAUUAGCAGCUUCUGAAAUAGAUAAUGUUGCAAGUGUGGGCUCUGGAAGUGGUUCUGACAAGACAAAACAAAUAAUCGUGGUUAUAGCCAUUACAGUUGGUACUGUCAUUGUACUAUCAGGAUUGAUUGCCUGCUUUCUGUGGAAGAGAAACUUAUUGCAAAGCUUACAGAAAGGAAAGACAGAGCAAAGAGGUCUUCCUGAAAGAAGCCAGGAUUUACUAUUAAAUGAAGUGGUCAUUUCAAGUAAGAAAGAGUACUCAGGUGAAAGUAACUUAGAUGAGCUAGAAUUGCCAGUUUAUGAUUUUGGUACCAUUGCAAUAGCAACAGGCAACUUUUCUGAUGAAAAUAAACUAGGACAAGGUGGUUUUGGCUGUGUUUACAAGGGUAGGUUGGUAGAAGAUGAAGAUAUAGCAGUAAAGAGGCUCUCUAAGACCUCUGGGCAAGGAAUGGAAGAAUUCAAGAAUGAGCUUAAAUUGAUUGCAAGACUCCAGCACAGAAAUCUUGUUCGAUUGCUGGGUUGCUGCAUUGAGACGGAUGAAAAGAUUCUAAUUUAUGAGUACAUGGAAAACAAAAGCCUGGAUUCUAUCCUAUUUAAUAAAGCAAAAUGCUCCUUAUUAGAUUGGCCAAGGCGCUUCAACAUUAUAUGCGGGACUGCUCGAGGGCUUCUUUAUCUUCACCAAGAUUCUAGAUUUAGAAUCAUCCAUAGGGAUAUGAAGGCAAGCAACAUUCUGUUAGAUGGAGAAAUGAACCCAAAAAUAUCAGACUUUGGUAUGGCUAGAAUUUUUAGUAAGGAUCAAACAGAAGCAAAUACAAGGAGAGUCGUUGGAACAUAUGGCUAUAUGUCUCCUGAAUAUGCAAUGGAUGGGCUCUUCUCAGUGAAAUCUGAUGUUUUUAGUUUUGGUGUUCUAGUAUUGGAGAUUAUAAGUGGUAAAAAGAACCGAGGUUUUUACUACGCUAACAAUGAACUAAACCUUCUUGGACAUGCAUGGAAUCUGUGGAAAGAAGGAAAUGCUUUGGAACUAAUUGAUUCAUCUAUGCAUAAUUCAUAUUCCCCGUCUGAAGUAAUGAGAUGCAUACAGGUUGGCCUAUUAUGUGUCCAGGAACGAGCAGAAGAUAGGCCUAACAUGUCAUCUGUGGUCUUGAUGUUGAGUAGUGAAACCGCAACAAUGCUCCAGCCUAAACAGCCUGGUUUUUGCCUAGGAAGAAAUCCAGCUGAAACUAGUUCAUCUUCUAGUAGGCAAGAAGAAUCAUUCACAGUAAACCAAGUUACAGUUACAAUGCUUGACGCCAGGUAGUGAAAGGUAAAGGCCGAGUCUGGCAUGUUUGUAUAUCUCAUACACUUCAGAAAUUUUGUGUACAUCGUCUGUGAUUUUUUUUCCCCCACAGUUUUGAGCAUAAUCAACCUUCUUUUAUUUAA